Messenger RNA from Beta vulgaris subsp. vulgaris (sugar beet), 8454 nucleotides. Its product is annotated as putative disease resistance protein RGA3. Lineage: Eukaryota; Viridiplantae; Streptophyta; Magnoliopsida; Caryophyllales; Amaranthaceae. Gene Ontology annotation, molecular function: ADP binding. Gene Ontology annotation, biological process: defense response to other organism. The coding region runs from base 363 to 4259 and encodes 1298 amino acids. The record is from RefSeq and is a predicted model, not a curated record. The transcript is spliced from 5 exons.
UAACUGACCCCUAAGGCCCUAAAGGGGUAAAUUUAAACUCCAUGAUAAAAUAAAUGUAAUAAUCGUACUACAUUUCUUCGAUCUAAUGGUAGAGUGAGUGGGUUUAUUUAUAUUUAUUAUACUACUAUAAGGUUUUCAUUGCGAAUAUGCCAUGAAAAACGUGAUGACAGCCUCAUCAACGCGGAGUAAGCGGAGAGAUCUGAAACUUAAUGGCAUAUGUUUGCGUUGACCAGUGAAAUACCACAAAGAACUUUAUCAUUGGCAAUUCACAAAGAAAGAGCAUUGCUUGCACCAAACAAAAACAAAAACAAAAACAAAAACAAAAACAAAAACAGAGAGAGAUAGUGUACUGGUAAAUUGUAAUGGCAGAAGGAGUUAUUUCCAACUUAGUAGCAAAGGCUUUGGAACUCUUGGCAGCAUCAGCCUUUAAAGAGGCUUCAUCCUGGUGGGGUGCAAGAGAUGAUCUGAAGAAGCUUGGGAAGAGCAUGGAGAUGAUCCAAGCUCGAGUUCGUGAUGCCGAAAAGUAUCAAGAAGAGGAGGGUAGCCAUGCUGUCAAACUGUGGCUUCGCAGGCUGAAGCUGGUGCUUUACCAAGCUGAUGACUUAUUUGAUCACAUCCUCACUGUUGAUAGACAGAAACAGCGCAGAAAACAAAAUCACGAGGUACACUUUUCCUUAAGGUCUAGCUCUCCUGUUUUAAACUGGAAAAUAGCUGGAGAAAUCAAGUCUAUCAGAGAACAACUAGAUGAUAUCAAAUCUGAUAUUGCUGGUUUAAACUUGCCGUCUUAUCAGCAUAGAGUAGGACCAUCACCUCAAAUGGCUCUUUUACUGAAUAACAGAGCAACAACACCGUUUGUGGAAGCGGAGGAUGUCAUCGGAAGGGAAUGUGAUAAAGACAAGAUAGUUGAGAUGCUUUUUGAUCCUAAAUAUGAUGCGGAGAAGGUUACCAUCAUCCCAAUCGUGGGGUUCGGGGGUCUAGGGAAAACGACUCUAGCUCAAUUUGCUUUAAGUGAUCAGAGGGUCCAAAACCAUUUUUUUCCUUUGAAGUGGGCUUAUGUACCUGAGAAAAAUGAUCGCAAUGCUGUAAUGGGAAAAAUAUUCAACUCUUUCACUGGUAGGAAGUAUCAUAAUCUUCAAAUGAAGGACCUUGAAGAUGGCAUUAGAGAGUCGAUAAAAGGCAACAGGUAUCUGCUUGUCCUAGAUGACAUAUGGGAUGAGAGUGGUGAUAGAUUGAUUGAUCUUGGAAACUUGUUCAAAUGUGGUGAACCAGGAAGUAAAGUAAUUGUAACUACACGCUCUGAUGUUGUUGCAAAAAGUCUUGGCACCAUUAAACAACCCUACAGAUUGGGAACUCUAACUGAUGAUCAGUCGUGGAAUCUUUUCGAAAGAUUGGCACUUAAACCACGACAAGAAGGGAGCAGUCUCAGUUCUUUGAGUGAGAUCGGGAAAGAUAUUGUGAAAAUGUGUGGAAACGUGCCACUUGCUAUCAAAGUUGUUGGAGGUUCCCUUUGUUCAAGAGACACUCCGGAAGAGUGGUUGUAUGUCAGAGAUGCUCACCGCUCAAAGGCACAACAUACAAUAGGUAGCGACAUCAUGCCUAUUCUAAAGUUAAGUUAUGGUGACCUACCACCAGCAUUGAAACAGUGCUUUGCCUACUGUUCGUUGUUCAAAAAAGGCUAUAAGUUUAGCAAAACAGAAUUGGUUCAUCUAUGGAUGGCUCAAGGAUAUUUUGAAGCAUCAAGCAAAGAUAUCGGAGACCGCUACUUUUUGGAAUUGCUACGGAGGAAUCUAUUUCAAGAUCCUAAAGAAGAUCUUGAAGCGAACAUUACAAGCUGUAUAAUGCACGACUUAGUGCAUGACUUGGCACAAAAUGUAGCUGGUCACGAGAGCAUCGUAGCGGGUGAGUCGUCUUCAUCCCAAGUCACAGAUGGACUCAUACAUGUAAAUCUUGGUAGAUUUAAAGCUCCACCUUUGUUAUUUGAGGCUAGAAUGUUACGCUCAUUGUUUUCUAGAAACGUUGAAUGUGACAGAUUGAUAUCCAACUUCAAAUCCUUACGGGUCUUGAGCUUGAAAGAUGCUUGGCUAGAUAGGCUCCCAGAUUCUAUAGGGAGGUUGGUAUAUCUGAGAUACCUUAAUCUUAAUGACAAUUUCAUUAAAUAUCUUCCCCAAGCAAUAACAAGAUUAGAGAACUUGCAAACACUUAACCUUCAAAAUUGUUUGCGACUGAAGGAACUGCCAAGAGAUUUUACUAAAUUGCCCAACCUGAGGCACUUGGCUAUUGGUGGGAGCGGUUUGACUACGAUGCCACCAGGAUUUGGUACAAUGACAAAUCUGCAAGAGUUAGAUGUAUUUGUAGUUGAGGAAAACUUUGGUAUAGACUCAAUGCCAGCCUUGAAUCUUAUGGGGAACCUCCAUAUAAAAUUCUGCAAGCGGCGCAACGAUGCUGUUUUGGAAGCGCAGAGGGCAAAUUUGAAAGGCAGUCAGCGAUUAAGUAAUCUCACUUUAGAUUAUCGGGAGUUAGAGAGAGAAAAAGCUACUCCCUCUUUUAGUGGAAUGAAUGAAAUGUUAAUGUACUUGCAGCUACCUCCAAAUCUUAUAUAUCUUCGAGUUGGUAACUACAGUGGAGAUAAAAUGCAAUGCAGGUGGCUAGAUGUGUUGUCUAAGCUAGCUUCCAUUAUAAUUUCAGAGUGUAAUACUUGCAAAACUCUUCCUCACUUGAGUCAGCUGCCUCAUCUAAAAAAUCUUUAUCUUGAAAGGCUUGAUGCGUUGGAGUAUGUAGAAGAUGAGGACGACAUAUGGGUUGGUGAAGAUUGUGGUUAUGAAGCCCAUUAUUUUCCAGCUUUAGAGAACUUAGAGUUGGAUGGAUUACCACAACUAAAAAGGUGGACAAGACCAUCAAAAAGUGGUGGUGAACAGCGACGACAGUUAUUUCCUCGUCUUUUCCAAAUGGAAGUAUGCAAUUGCAAAGAGUUGGUGUCAUUCCCUCUAGCACCAAAGCUGGAGUCAUUGAAGGUUUCUAGGGGGAAUGCAAAACUGUUUGAAUCUAAUCUGGUGUUACACGAUGAUAUUCCAUGUAAGUGGUUAGUUGGGCUAUCCAAGAUAGUUUCUAUUAGUAUUUCAGGUUGCAAUAACUGCACAGUUCUCCCUCACAUGAGUCACCUGCCUCUUCUUAAAAAAGUUUAUCUUGAAAGACUUGAUGGCUUGGAGUAUGUAGAAGAUGAGGAUGACAUCUUGGGUGAUGGAGAUUGUGGUUACACAUCCCAUUAUUUCCCAGCCUUAGAGAAGUUAAAUUUAAUUAGUUUACCAGAACUAAAAAAGUGGAGAAGACCGUCAAAAAAUGGUGGUGAGAAGCGGCAACAGCGACAAUUGUUGUUUCCUCAUCUUUUGCAUAUGGAAGUAAAGCAUUGCAAAGAGUUGGUGCUGAUGCCUCUUGCACCAAAGCUGGAGUCAUUGGAGGUUUUUAGGAGCAAUGAAAAGCUAUUUGAAUCCAAUCUGGCGUCACCAAAUAAAGAAGCAUCAUCAUCUCUUUUCACGUCAUUAAAGCACCUGCGUAUUGAUGGAACUAAGGAUUCUUUGUCAAUUAGUAGUAGAUUGUGUAAACUAGAAUCAGUACAUAUAACAAAUGGUAUGGAAUUGAGGAGUUUGAUGAUUGAAUCUCCAAGUUCCAUACGGGAUCUUCAACUAGCUUGGGUUAAUAGUGGCAUUUGUAACAUACUAGAAGAAGAUUUUCCUUUCAUUGAGACACUGGAGAUCAGGGGAAGUAGUGAAGAAUUAGAAGAGGGGAACACUAGCACGUAUUGGCAAGGCUUGAAAAGCCUCCGUAGCUUGCAAUUACAUUACAUGAACAACCUGAAGAAGCUCCCUCCAGGCAUUGCUUGCCUAACCAACCUUCAGGACCUUUAUAUUGGAUAUAUGAAAAACUUGAUAGCUCUCCCAGAUGAAAUCGGUAACCUCUCCCUGCUUCAGAAACUUACAAUUGCUCGUGUGGAGAAGUUGAUAGCACUCCCGGAAGAAAUCGGCAACCUCUCUCUGCUUUCACGCCUUGAGAUUUUUCGUUGUCGAGAAUUGCGGAUACUUCCACUAUCAUUACAAGGCCUCACCUCUUUACAGGAACUUCUUAUUUAUGGCUGUCCACAUCUGGAAGAAAGAUAUAGCGUCAAAUUCAAUGGCCGAGAUCGUCACCUCCUUCAACAUAUUCCCGAUCUUCAGAUUCGCUCACUGUUCUCGGGAACUCAAUCUGAAUGUGAUGAUCAAAGGUAGCUCGGUCUUGCCUGAAAAAUGCCCGAGCUCGGAAAGAUUUUUUGGCUCGGGCCUGUUAUUUGAUCAACUCUCUAGUUCAUCAGCCCACCGUAAUCAGACAUACAUGGCUUCAACCGCAAGGAAGAAGGAGGUCCCUUCAAAAUAAGCAUGAAGACAACUUCAAUGGUGAGCAACCACACCUUGUAGCUUGACUUGCCAUGUCAAUUUUUCAAACAUGCCUACCAAGAGUUGGCAAGCCUCCGUACGUUGCAACUGUUGGAAAUCCCCAAGCUUACGAAGAUUCCUCGACGAAUUGCUUGCUUAACCACACUUCAUCGUCUAUCGAUUACAGAUCUUAAGAACCUAACAGUGCUCCUAGAAGAACUUGGCAACCUUUCCCAACUUCGAGAGAUUUUUAUUACUAGGUGUCCAAAAUUGAAAUCACUUCCACCAUCAUUCUGGGGCCUUACCUCUUUGCAGAAAAUUCAUAUUGUAGGGUGUUUGGAUAUGGCAAAAAAAUAUAAGCCGGGUGGCGAAGAUUACCACCUUAUUCAACAUAUCGCCCCAUGUUGAUAUAGAAGGCUAAGAAGACUGACGAAAAAGACGAAUUAUAUCAGAUGUCUCAAGCAAAUAACACAGAAAUCAGAAAGGUUUUUCUACCUUCUUUAAGGGAAUGUUCAAUAUUAGAUGUUUCACAGUUCUGUUGUCAAUUGGAAGAAAACAAGCAGUCAAGAAAGGAGGAAAUAAGUCUACUUGGACGCUUCACGUUACCUCAUAUACCGUGUUAGAUCCUCAAAACUCUGAUAUGGGUAGGGAAAUUUCAACACUUCAUUAUGGGCCAAAAUCAUGCAAAAUUUCUUCAUAAAAUAAGUGACUCGAAUACUUACAUUACAUGUACUUGCGUGACAUGAGUACCUAAGUCCUAGUAACAUAGGACGAAACCAUAGACUUGAGAGCAAAGGAGGUUUUCUUGGAGAGUGUAAGAAUUAGGCAGUCCCUAAUACUGAUAUGUAGUAUUGGGAAUUUCCUUUUUUUUAAAAAAAGAUUGUAAAUACUAAGAAUUAGGCUUCCCUAAUACUGAUAUGUAAUAUCGGGGAUUUCCUAUAAUUUCCUGAAUUUGUCGGUUUGAUGGGCUAACUUAGGCUCCACUUUGUAAACUACUAAUCUUUGCAAAAUUUUAUCAGCUUGGCCUAAGCAUAUGAUUAAUGGAGCAUUCCUCGAAAGUGGGGAAAACACACACAAUGAUGCUAGCUUCUGUAAUGUUUUGUAUAUCAUAUUUCUGUGCAGUUUUUAAUUAGCAUUAGGCUCGUUGAUCCCCCUUUGCUUUGAAGUGCUCUCCAAGCCCCCAAAAAAAUCAUGAUCUCUUGGUAAUUACAAUACCUCUGUUCAAAUUAUACUUAAACCUUGCAGUAGAGAGUUUUUUAUCACAAAUAUUAUUUUGACAAUUUUACAAAAUUACUGGAAGAUAAAGCUAUUUCCACUAGGUAAGCUAAGGAAUGUACAAAGUGCUAAACCAAGCAAGUUGUAAUUUUUUGGACAAAUUUUCGAGUUCAGAUGGGAGGAAGUAUUACUUAAUCUAUAUGUACAAAACCAACAACGAAAGCAGGAAGGGGAAUAUAAUAAAUACUCGGUUUUAAACUUUAAAGCCCGUGAAAUUACAAAUUUACCUUGUGUUUGGUAAUAGAUUUUCACGUGUUGGUAACGGAAAUGAGAAACCAUUUCCGCUACAUGUUUAGUAUGACGAUUAGGAUUAUGAUUUUCACAUCUUAAACUUAGCUAUAUCCACCCUAUUAUUACUCUCCCCAACCUUAUAUAUACCCGACAAGGAAUUUCGCUACCUUAGGACCGUUAUAGUUACGGCUGCCGUUCACCCGAGCUUCUGUAGCCGCGUCCCAUGUCAUCAGGUCACCAACUUCCUUGACCUUCAGGCACUGGGCAGGUGUCAACCUCCAUACAUGGUAUUAGGGUACACUUGUCAACCCCAAACCCUCAAUAAAAGCAACAAUUAUAUUUCCUUCUCAUAGGGGACCAAUUGACCAAACACCGAAUAAAUGCAACAAUUAUAGUUACAAUUACUUCUCUCUAUUUAGUUCCAUUCCCUUUUCAUAUGUUGAACCAAACACACAUUAAGAAUCGACACAUAAUGAGAAACCCCUUCCUAAUUUUAUUAUCAUUCCUCCACUCAUAAUAUAAGGAGCGGAAAUAGGUACCGUAGUAUAAAAAUAUGGGGGAAAGUAAGAGUCUGUUUCUACCAUUAUUCAAUUCAAGAUUCCAUACGCGUUGCUAGUUUUAAAAAAUCAAUCAAUCACGGUAUAUAUAUUUUUUUAUUAUCAGCCUGCUCCUACCAAUCAACAACAAGAAUGAUUUAUGAGAAAGAGAUAUAGGGAAAUCUUUUAUAGUAGUUCAUUAAGCAGCAAGUGCUUGUUGUUUUAUAUAUAUACUAUAUAACUAUAUAACUGUGUCUGUGUGGGAAGAAAUAAGAAUACAUGUUCAGGCACCAAGUCAACAAGAGAAACUCACAAACACAAACAAAAAGGCAAGAUAACUCAAGAGUUGUAGAGAUCCAUGAAUUACCUGAGCUUUGUGAUAUAUCUUGUUUUAACAUGGGUUACAAUCCACCUCCUACUCUCAACUGUGAAGAAACUCUCAAAACCAAGAAAUUUUCCACCAGGUCCUUAUCCAUUGCCCAUCUUUGGGAACCUCUUCUGCCUCGGCAACAAACCGCAUAUCUCCUUGACUGAACUUGCCAAAAGAUAUGGCCCUUUGAUGAUGCUGCAGCUCGGCCAAGUGCCAACAGUUGUCAUUUCUUCAGCAGCCGUGGCUAAAGAAGCCCAUCAGAAGAAUGAUCAGUCCUUAGCCAAUCGCUAUGUUGUUGAUGCUAUCCGUGCACUCAACCACCAUCAAUAUUCCAUUGGUUGGUUGCCGGCUACAUCAUCUGAAUGGCGGAAUCUUCGCAAAGUAUGCAAUUCGUUAGUUUUCUCUCCCAGCAAACUGGAUGAAACCCAAAGCCUCCGAAGAGAUAAGAUUAAUGAUCUCCUUACAUUUGUUGAGAGGAGCAGCAGCAAAGGUGGUAAAGCAGUGGAUAUUGGCCAAGUCGCGUUCACCACUUCCCUCAAUUUGUUAUCAAGUGCUUUUUUUUCAAUGGAUUUGGGUGACCCGAGUUCUGAAUAUGCUUGUCAACUACGAGAGACAAUAAGAAGUUUGUUGGAAGAAGUUGGUAAACCCAAUUUUGCAGAUCAUUUUCCCAUCUUGCAGAAGAUUGACCCACAAGGCAUCAGGCGGCGAGCCACUGUUCUCUCCAAGAAGGUGAUGGACCUUCUCAAGGUUAUAAUUGAUCAACGAUUGCAGGGAAAGAGGCCGUAAUCUUCAAUACAAGGCUAUGAUGUUCUAGAUGCAUUGCUGGGGAUAAGUCAUCAUGACAAAAAUCAGGAACUUAUGGAACCUUCAAAAAUCCCUCAUCUACUACUGGAUCUAAUUAAUGCAGGUACAGACACAACAUCAACUACCAUUGAAUGGGCAAUGACAGAACUUCUAAAGAAUCCAAAAAAGCUGAAAAAGGCACAAGCAGAGCUCGAAGAAAUCAUUGGAAAAGGAAAUCCAGUAGAAGAACCUGACUUAUGCCGACUUCCAUACUUGCAGGCAACUGUCAAGGAAACCUUAAGACUACAUCCGCCAGCACCUCUUCUGCUGCCCAGAAAAGCUGAUACUGAUGUGCAGCUCUGUGGCUUUACUGUACCCAAAAACACACGAGUUUUAAUCAAUGUAUGGGCGAUUGGAAGAGAUCAAAACUUGUGGGACAAUCCUGAAUGUUUUGAGCCAGAGAGAUUUCUGAAAAUGGAAAUUGAUGUCAGAGGCCACAAUUUUGAACUGAUUCCAUUUGGUGCUGGCCGUAGGAUCUGCCCUGGACUGCCAUUGGCAAUUCAAAUAAUCCCUUUCGUGCUGGGAUCACUAAUUCAUGGAUUUGAUUGGGAGCUAGAAGCUGGGGUUUCACCAGAGAAUAUAGAUAUGGAGGAAAACUUUGGAAUCAGCUUGGAGAAAGCUCAGCGACUUCGUGCAAUUCCGCUUCACAAGAAAUUCAUCUAAAUUGUACACUAAGGCUGUGAAUAUCAGCUUUCUGUAUUGCUGUGCUUCGUAAACUUGCAUGGUACCCUUAUCCUAACCCUGUAGACAGUAGUAUGUGCUAGGCCUGAACGCUUUCAAUCUAUUUACUGCUGCC